CACCAUACUUCGUUCGCCGUAACGAACUGUCGGUAGACCAAGAGUGCGUAACAUGGGGCAAUCGCGUGGUUAUACCCACUUCGUUGCGACACAAGGUUCUAGAAAUGCUGCACGAAGGUCAUCCAGGGAUGACUCGAAUGAAAAUGCUGUCAAGGAGUCAUGUAUGGUGGCCUCGCUUAACGCUAGACAUAGAGCAAGCGGUGAAAGAGUGCAUCACUUGUCAGUUGUCACAGAAUGCGGCAGCUAGAGUACCACUAAUGUCAUGGGGCUGGCCAACGCGUAGAUGGCAGCGAGUUCAUCUAGAUUUUGCGCAAAGGGACCAGCAUUUCUUUUUGGUCUUAAUGGAGGCUCAUUCGAAGUGGGUUGAGGUGUUUGUCAUGACAGCAACAACAAGCGAAAAGACGGUAGAGAAAUUGCGAGGUGUUUUUGCGGCCUACGGACUACCCGAGGAGAUCGUGACCGGCAACGGGCCCCAAUUCACAUCGCAGCACUUCGGAACAUUCCUGAGCAAGAAUGGAAUUCGUCAUUCCAAAUCUCCUCCCUAUCACCCAGCUUCGAAUGGUAGCGCCGAACGGUGCGUUCAGACCGUCAAGAAGGACUUGUUUAAACAGAUACUAGACGAAGAAAGAAAAGGAGACAAGAAGUCCAUACAACAUCGCAUAGACCAAUUUCUCUUCAGUUAUCGCAACACCCCGUCCAGCACCACUGGUGAGACCCCGGCCCAGAUCUUCUUGUCGUGGCAGCCAAGAACCAGGCUGAGUCUGCUGCACCCUGAAAUGGAACAACGCAUGCGCGAAAGGGGAGAGCAGGCGAAGCUCCACGCAGACCAGAAACGAGGGCCAUGGAGAGACUUUAGGGAAGGCGAUCAGGUUUUGGUAAAAGGACUCCGCCCGGACGACGACAAAUGGCUGUUGGGUACAAUUGCUCAGCGGUGCAGCGCAUGCACGUACAUUGUUCGCGUCGGAGACGAGGACCGAUACGUUCACGGUGAUAACCUGCGACUACGUACAUUUCAGGAGAACCGGAGCUGGCUUAAGGCGGCGGGAACAGUACUGGACGGGCCGAGAGUGGAAAACAAGGGUCCGCUCUCUAGGGACACUAGAGAGCCCACCUCGACCAGCACGCCUACUCGGCUCAACGAUCAGGACCCACCAGCAUCGAACUUGACGUCACCAGCAGUUGAAUCGGCAGCGCCUUCUACCGAGCCUUCUCCGGGCCUUCUACACGACAGCGGUCCGACGCUCGACAGUGGUACCCAUAACGGCGACCCCUCGGGACAAUCAACACCGCAGCUUCGACGUUCUACCCGGUUGAGGCGAUCGCCAGACCGGUACGUGCCGUGA
Molecule: messenger RNA, 1343 nt
Organism: Dermacentor silvarum
Lineage: Eukaryota; Metazoa; Arthropoda; Arachnida; Ixodida; Ixodidae
Exons: 1
Coding region: 105-1343 (412 amino acids)
Biological process (GO): DNA integration
Molecular function (GO): nucleic acid binding
Source: RefSeq, a predicted model, not a curated record